Messenger RNA from Bursaphelenchus xylophilus (pine wood nematode), 2221 nucleotides. NCBI's taxonomy places the organism in Eukaryota, Metazoa, Nematoda, Chromadorea, Rhabditida, Aphelenchoididae. The record is from the annotation of a GenBank genome assembly.
AUGGACUCAAACAUCUUCGAAUCCGACUCUUCUUUGAUGCCAGCGAGCAGUACUAGCAAACUUGUCAGAUCGGAUGGUCCGUAUGAUUGCAAAGUUUGUGGCGCUCCCUCGAGCGGAGAGUUGUUUGGGGUGCAGUCUUGUAGAGCUUGUAAGUCACCAAUUAUAAUAUAAACUUUGCUCGGAAAUCAAACUUUGAGCCUUGCUAGUGCACGGCUCAAAGUUUGAUGAUUUUGAAAGAACAAAUGAGAUUGCUAUCUUUGUAAGCCAUGUUAAGCAGUUUCAGCUUUAAAGGGGGGGGGGGGGUUAAAAUUUUUAAAGAGAAAGCCAAAGGGUAAAAAAAUUCUAAUUUUUCAGGUGGUGCGUUUUUUCGCCGAACGGUUGCAGAGAAAAAGAAGUACAAAUGUAUGCAUGAAAAGCGGAGGGAAAUUACGUCAGGUAGGAUUGGCUCGAGAUAGCUGAACGAUGACAAAUGUUUCGUAACAUCGCCCACUCGUUGACGAAAUCUCAAUAUUUCAGAGAUUCGAAACUUUUGCCGGAAAUGCCGAUUUGAGAAAUGUUUGGAAGCCGGCAUGAAAGAGGAAAGUAAGCAUAUUGAUAACUAUAGCUGUCUUUUUUUACGUUUCCUAUCAAUAUUUUUGCUUCCAGAAGUCCAACUGGUCCGCGACAGAAACCGAAAUAUCAUAAGCUCUAUUGCGGCGCCAAAAAGAACGCGGCCGAAUCCCCCAAAUCGCCCUAUUUUGGACCGUCUAAUGGAGGGGUACAAGAUGUAUGUCACCGCUCACAAAUCCAUAUUCGCUGCGAUGUUUCCAGAGCUCACUUUUUCGGAUGCCGUCCCAAUGGUUGAGAUUCCCAUCUACGAAAAAAUCAAGUUGGAUAAAGCCCUAUUGCCGAACAUUUACGUGAUGCUCAGGGACUUUUUCUGGCCGUAUAUGCGGAUGGAGAGCGAGGAUAAGGUGAGCUUCAUUUUUCAAAGUUUUUAUCAGUCUGUCGGGAAAAUAGUUAGCGCAAUUUCGUUGCGCCAAUCGCGUCGCUGAAUUGAAAAUCAAUUUGGUUUUGUCGCGAUACAAUUUUUUUUGGCGAUGCGAUUUUUGAUGCGACAGAGCGUUAACUAUUUUUUCGACAGGCUAAUAAUGCAGUAUUCUUUUAGAAAGACCUAACCAUGAUCUUCAUGCAACGCUUUAUUCAAAUGGACCGCGCCUACCUCACCUCGGUCCAUUUCCCGGAGGAAGCGGACGAUCGCCUCGCCAACUCUCACAAUCAUUUCAUUCGCUAUAAAAACAUCAAAUUUUCGGAUAGAGAAGACGACGUAGACAUCAGAGAGUAAGUCAGUUGCCAAUGUUUUCGGAGAAAAUGCUAUGAUCCUGGCCACUAAAAAAUUUACAGGGCGGGCCCACACUUGCGGGCAACCACUUUGCGGGCAGCUUGAAAAACCGCGGAGAUUCUGCGGGCAUGUUAUGAAAUUAGCCUAAAUUUGCUUACAACUGGAAAUUCAAACGAUGGGCUUGACGAUUAGAUGUUGCGGAUUAAGUUUCCCGGUGUACAAGUGGCUUGAAUAGUUAUCAUAAGCUUAUCCAGGCAUUUUUUACCAUUUUUGGAAAACAAACUUCCAUAGCAUUGAAAGGAGUGGAUGAAUUUAAUAGAUUUGUGUACUUAUCAGUACCAGGGAGUUGUCAAUGUAAAAUUUCUAUCGUACUACGUAUAUUACGGGAAGGAAUCGUAAUUCUAAUCAAAAAAAUGUUGGCUACCCGCAAAGUGGUUGCCCGCAAGUGUCGCGACGCAGACUGUUGGACUUUAUGUGACAGUCGGCAUUUUUAGGGCUUUUACACCCUAUGGAAAACGACUAAAACGAAUGUCACAAAAAAUGAAGAGACUUCGGCUGGAUGUAACUGAAAUGAUUGGUGUGCUAGGAGUAAUCAACAACGAUGAAGGCAAGCGCAGUUUUUUGCAAAUGGUUAGAUAACCAAAUAUUUCAGUUUACAACCGAACCGACUGCGAGAAAGCCCUAGAAGAGAGAGAUCAGCUGCUCAAAGAGCUACAUAAUUACUGUCAGAAGAAGACAUUGCCCGAUGCGGAUAUUCGAUUUGGCCAAAUGUUCCUACUAAAUCGAGAUGUGGAAUUGGCGGCGUUAACGUUUACGGAAUGCGUUUAUCUCGGAAUUGUGACAGAUGAUGGUUACAAGGGGAAAAUUGAUCAACUUCGAGAUCUGAUGGGGAGAAUGUAA